Paramacrobiotus metropolitanus is the source of this 1412-nucleotide messenger RNA. RefSeq lists its product as uncharacterized. The transcript has 3 exons. The record is from RefSeq and is a predicted model, not a curated record. The coding region runs from base 307 to 1035 and encodes 242 amino acids. NCBI's taxonomy places the organism in Eukaryota, Metazoa, Tardigrada, Eutardigrada, Parachela, Macrobiotidae. Gene Ontology annotation, molecular function: sequence-specific DNA binding.
CAGUGCCACUGAUAUCAGUAAUCACUCUUCUGAGUUUCUCGUCAGAAACGGCAUGCUACAAGACUUCUUGUUGCAUUAACUACUUAACUAAAGUGCUGGUGCUGCGAUAUGCUUCAUCUUGGCUUGAUUGAAUCGUAGACAAUACGAUAGCACUAGCUGCUAGGACUCGUCUAGCAGAGCUUACUGCUUGGUUUGGAUACUGCACAAGUAUCCAUUCUAUCCCAAGAACCUUGGAAAAUUUUUGAAAUUUGAAAGAUUGACGCUACGGUACUCGAGCAGCACUGCCAGCACAUCGUUCUGAUAAAUAUGGGCAAAUUCUGCUGUGUCCCUGCUUGCAACAACCGUGCCAGUCGCGACAAAUUCGAUACCAGAGGCCAGGCCAUUGGAUACUUUCAGUUUCCACCGGAGAGCGACUCCCGUCGUCCCGUGUGGAUCCAUAACAUCCGACGCGACCCAGGUCCGUACUUCAGCAUCGCGGGCACCACCUGCGUCUGUUCCCUGCACUUCGAGGAAAACUGCAUUGAACGUCUGGCCAUCUCCACGGGGUUCCGUCUGCGUCUCACUAAAGACGCCAUUCCGACACGAUUCAGCUGGAACCACGAGAACGACGCUGAGGUCUUCGCGAAGCCUGAACCAAACUCGGACACGAUGAACGGCGACGACACGAACGGUGGUUAUGAGGACAGCAAAGAGCCCAACGGCCAUGCGGGCGGUGAAGGGAAGACCCCCAACAAACGGAAGAUGAGUAUGCCUCAACCGCGUUCUUCCAAAGUCGCUCGCGCGGGUUCCACCCGAAACAGUCCAUACCCGUCGGUGCGUAAGGAGACCUAUGCUGCCGGCACCGAAGCAGCGGAGGAAUUCCGCUCCAAAGAAGAAUCCGACCGGGAGAUUCUCCGUCUACGCACGACGGUGCAGGUGUUUGAGAGGAAGUUCGCUGAGAUGUCGCGAUUAGUGAAUGAACUGCGCUCGACCACGAUUAAAAUGCUGGGUAUCAUGUCGGUCGGAACGAAGGAGUACGGGGACGGAAAGCCGUAAUUCGAAGCCGGAACCCUAGGGUACUUAUUGGCAAACUUAUUGUAAUGGUUUUGCCAGUUUUUGCUGCUGCAUUUGAAAUUGAGCAUCUUCCGGAAAAGCCUAUGAUAAUCAAUUCCGAUUACCAAAAAUCGCCUGCAUGUGUAACCUUUGGCUUCUUAAAAAUGAUGUGCGAAGAAGCUCUUGAUAUUCAGAUUUAGAACGAUGCAGAUUCCAGCAUCUUGUUCGCUGAUUUUAUUUUCUUAUGUUGUGCGAACUGCGAUUGUCAUCUUGCAUGUUAUUGCUUUGAUUAAGUCCUUCGCUUUUCUUAUCUUUUUAUUAAGUACUCAACCAUAUUCACCGGGUGGAAUGUCAACGCAGCGGACCGCGUGUUUCGUAUU